UGACGUCAAUAGCAGACUUUGGUGUUUCCGGUGGGCUGACAUCCAAACGCUUGUCAGGAGUAAAGAGUUGCUGUUCCGUCACUGAAUAACAGAAUAACGCACAAACCGAGUCCCCUUGUAAGGCUCGGAAAGGAAAACGAUCAAAGGUCAAAUCUAGUGUUCACCAUGGCAUCAGGCAGUGCGAUCACCGAGGAGGAGAAGAGUCUGCGAGAAUGCGAGUUAUACGUGCAAAAACACAACAUCCAGCAGCUGCUGAAGGACUGCAUCGUACAACUGUGCACCUCACGACCUGAACGACCAAUGGCCUUCCUCCGAGAAUCCUUUGAGAGACUGGAAAAGGAGGAAGCGAAGCAGAUCCUGAACCAGCAGAAAGCCACUUCUCGCUCAGACUCGCGUGAGGAUGAAGUGUCUCCUCCCAUGAAUCCCGUGGUGAAGGGUCGCAGACGGAGAGGAGCUAUCAGUGCUGAGGUUUACACUGAGGAGGACGCUGCUUCAUAUGUUAGGAAGGUUAUCCCUAAGGACUACAAAACUAUGGCUGCUCUUGCCAAAGCUAUUGAAAGGAAUGUGCUUUUCUCACAUUUGGAUGACAAUGAACGAAGCGACAUAUUCGAUGCAAUGUUCCCGGUCACCUACAUUGCAGGAGAGAUUGUUAUCCAGCAAGGUGAUGAGGGCGAUAAUUUCUAUGUCAUAGACCAGGGCGAAGUGGAUGUGUAUGUUAACAGCGAGUGGGUCACAAGUAUUGGAGAAGGGGGCAGCUUUGGAGAACUGGCUUUAAUCUAUGGGACCCCAAGAGCAGCGACUGUCAGAGCCAAGACCAACGCAAAGCUCUGGGGUAUUGACAGAGACAGCUAUAGGAGAAUACUGAUGGGCAGCACUUUGAGGAAGAGGAAGAUGUAUGAGGAGUUCCUAACCAAAGUAUCCAUUUUAGAGUCUCUGGAUAAGUGGGAGCGUCUGACUGUGGCUGAUGCUUUAGAGCCGGUGCAGUUUGAGGACACCCAGAAGAUCGUAGUGCAAGGAGAACCAGGGGAUGAGUUCUUCAUCAUCCUAGAAGGAUGUGCUGCGGUUCUGCAGCGGAGAUCAGAAUAUGAAGAGUUUGUGGAGGUCGGCCGGUUAGGACCAUCGGACUACUUUGGUGAGAUCGCACUGCUCAUGAACCGGCCCCGUGCGGCCACUGUGGUGGCCCGCGGGCCACUGAAGUGUGUCAAGUUGGACAGGCCUCGUUUCGAGAGGGUGUUGGGGCCCUGCUCGGACAUCCUGAAACGCAACAUCCAGCAGUACAACAGCUUCGUCUCGCUCUCCGUCUGAAACGGCCCCCUCCCGCAACCUCUGUCGGGUCCAUCAUCGACACAGUUUCGUUUUUAAUGUACACAUCAUAUACACAAGCUCGUUAAUUUUCUUGUGCUUCCCAUUUGACCGUCACAUCGUCGAAAGCUUAUACAGCGUUGUCAUUGUUGGACAUUUAGAGCCAAAUGAAAAGAGAGACAAUCAAACAUAUGCUCGUCCAAUCAAAUCACAGCUUUUAUUUCACCGAAUUUUUACCUGGAACUCCAGCACUGAACUGAAUAAAAAGCAGGAGUUAAAAUAUAUUUAUAGUAAAGUUAUUUUAAAACAAUUGUGAAUUCCUUUACCCAUACAGUGCUGAAGUUAGUUUUUUAAGACUAGUUUUCUAUAAGAGACGAACUGCCUACGAAAAGAAUUAUGUAGUUACAUUGUCAUUCAGCUCCUUUAAGCCUUACUGCCGAAUUUGCCCUAUACAGACCUUCUCAAACAAAGACAUGAUGUUAUUUAAUGGAGAAAACAACGGUCAGAAAUAUGUCACAACUGUAGGAUUGAAAUUUUUGUUGUUAUCAUUCCAGCACACUUUCUUGAUAUUUGUGUUUUGUUGCUUGUAGUUAAUAUGUCAGGUCAUUCCCAAGCAGUAUAUAUGUGUUAGGUUUUAUAGUAGGAGAAGCUGGCUCAACAAUUUAAAAAACAUUUAAAACUAUUAAGCAUAACAGUUAUGUGAUUGAAAUGAUAAUUGUUAUAUUUCUGCUAAAAAAGCCAGUGCCAAACGUUGGACAGAGCCUCAGUUCUUCACUUGAAUUUUGCUUCUAGCAGUGAAUGGUGCACCAUUGCGGAGACACUGAUAAUAUUUCAUUUGUAUUUUAAAAUUGCAUGUGGCUAUCACUGAGUGAGAAUCGUUUUCAGUUUGAAUGCUUCAGUAUUUACCUUUUUGUCAGUAUAUGCCCAAAAAUACAAGUUUUAUUUUUAAUAAGCUUAUUUUUCCACAAAUGAUACCUUCAAGUACACAGUUGCAUAUUUAGACGCAUGUCGUAUUUUGAAUUUACCUUAUUUGUUAUUUUCUCUCAUGGGUGUUUCUAUGGCGAUUUUUAACAGGCUUGUAGCAGUUUUAAUGUUCAAUUGAAAAUGAAAUGAUUAAAAAUCAUGUAAAUGCUGGGGUAUCUGGUUUUCUAGUGGUACAGUUUGAAAACCGAGUCUGAUAAGUUCUAUAUAAUAAAUAAAAACAAAAUGAAUUAAA
This is a messenger RNA of Triplophysa dalaica, 2518 nucleotides long. RefSeq names its product protein kinase, cAMP-dependent, regulatory, type I, alpha (tissue specific extinguisher 1) b (gene prkar1ab). Bases 166 to 1305 code for a protein of 379 amino acids. NCBI's taxonomy places the organism in Eukaryota, Metazoa, Chordata, Actinopteri, Cypriniformes, Nemacheilidae. Gene Ontology annotation, biological process: regulation of protein phosphorylation. Gene Ontology annotation, molecular function: cAMP-dependent protein kinase regulator activity. Gene Ontology annotation, cellular component: cAMP-dependent protein kinase complex. The record is from RefSeq and is a predicted model, not a curated record. The transcript has 11 exons.